Messenger RNA from Acanthopagrus latus (yellowfin seabream), 5405 nucleotides. Its product is annotated as TBC1 domain family member 8. NCBI's taxonomy places the organism in Eukaryota, Metazoa, Chordata, Actinopteri, Spariformes, Sparidae. The transcript is spliced from 20 exons. Bases 447 to 3884 code for a protein of 1145 amino acids. Gene Ontology annotation, molecular function: calcium ion binding. The record is from RefSeq and is a predicted model, not a curated record.
UAAAAAAAUUUUUAAAAAAAUUAAAAAAAAAAAAAAAAAAAAAAAGCCUGUGAUAUUUCGUGAUUCCAGGACCGAAAACUAAGUUGCUGUGUGACUGAAACAUUUUUGUUUAUCAUGGUCCUCGGAGGUUUUUCUUUACUCAUGGAAAAUAAAUCCUCUCCACUCAGAAAAACUCCCGGAACCCGAUGCGACUGCAGAGUGAGUCAUCCUCCCAACUAGACGAUCUUGUACAGUGUGUACAGCUGCUGUAAAUCGGGCGUGAGGGAGCAGACGAGAGGCGAGGAAGCCCGAGCCCUGCAGCUGUCGGGAGCGCAGGAUAAGCAUGGACAGACCCGAGAACCCGCCGCUGUAGGAGCGAGCACGGGCAGAGGAAACUUUACACACCCCCGCUGAACGGACCGAGGCGACGGAGGGCUUCCUCCGGUCCCUCCCCCUGCUGGAAGAUAAUGUGGCUAAACCCAGAGGAAGUUCUGCUGAAAAACGCCCUGAAGCUCUGGGUGACCGAGAGGAGCAACGACUUCUUCCUCCUGCAGAGGAGAAGAGGCCACGGAGAGCCCACAGGAAGGAUCACAGGUCUCCUGGUGGGGGCUCUGGACACUGUGCUGGACUCCAAUGCCAGGGUCACACCCUUCCGCAUCCUCCUCCAGGUUCCCAGCUCCCAGAUCAGCUGGGUGAUCGCCAGCGGAGCUGCCAUAGAGGAGGUGAACAAGCACUGGGACUGGCUGGUCCACAACCUGCUUCACUCACUGUCUGUGUUUGAGAAUAAGGAGGAUGUUGCCAGCUUCGUCAAAGGAAAAGUCAAGGGCCUUAUUGCAGAGGAGCUUCGGGGUCGACAGGCCGCCCAGGAGGAGGACCCGGAAAAGUUCAGGGAGGCGCUGCUGAAGUUCGAGCUGCACUUUGGCCUCCCCUCGUCAGAGAAACUGGUGACGUACUACUCCUGCUGCUGCUGGAAGGGCCGGGUGCCUCGACAGGGAUUCCUCUACCUCAGCAUCAACCAUAUGUCCUUCUACUCCUUCCUGCUGGGGAAGGAAGUCAAGUUUGUGAUUCCCUGGGCGGAGAUGACACGGUUGGAGCGGGUCUCCACCGGUCUGAUGACGGAGGCGAUCCGGGUCAGCACGCGGCAGCGGCAGAGGGAAUUCUCCAUGUUCCUCAACCGGGACGAGGCCUUCGGGGUCAUAGGUCAGCUGGCUGACAUUGCCCUGAGGAAGCUGCUGGACAAUGAGGGCCUGGAGCUGGACCGAGUCCUGCAGCAGCCCACACGCAUCACCAAGAGGAUCCUGGAGGAACAGGCAAUAAGGGAGUACGUCCUGGCUCUGUUUCGGCUCCCUCGUGCCGAAAAGCUCCAUGAGGUGGCCUCUUGUUCUUUAUGGACACCCCAUUCACGCAGCCACACAGCCGGGACUCUCUACACCACUGACAGCUACCUGUGUUUCUCCAGCCGAGAGGAAGGCAGCUGCAUCCUGAUCAUACCGCUGUCAGAGGUGUUGUCCAUAGAAAAAGCGGAGAGCACCAGCCUGCUUCCCAACCCCGUCAUAGUGAGUGUUCGGACUAAGAAGGCCUUCCAGCUGAUCGAGCUGCAGGACAGAAACGAGCUGGUGGAGAGCCUGAACUCCAGACUGCGAUCUAUACAGUGGAAACAGUCCAUGUUCCGCAGCAGGAAAGACGGCAAGAGGAGUAUGAGCGCCCCGACACCCUACUACACCUUUUACUAUGACACUGGAUUCUCUGAUGAAGAGGAGAAAGAGGAGCAGGUGCUGCGUAACACCGUGAACAGCGAGGCUCUGAUGACAGCCUUCCACCAAAGCCAGCCGGGAGCCAAUGGCAACAAGGUGGAGGAGUCUGACAGUUCAGCUCAAAGCAUGGAGCAGGUGAAGGAGCAGCUGUGGGAGGAUCACUUCUUGGAGUUUGGCCGUGGCGUCCACAUGUUCCGCACAGAGAAGAUUCAGAGACUGGUUGCCAUGGGGAUACCAGAGUCGCUGCGAGGAGAGCUGUGGAUGACACUCUCAGAUGCGUCCUCCGAGCUGGAGUCUCAUCAGGGCUAUUACACCAGCCUGGUGCAGAAGUCGAUGGGUCAGAGCAGCCUGGCCACAGAGGAGAUUGAGCGAGACCUUCACCGCUCUCUGCCGGACCAUCCCGCCUUUCAAAACCCCACCGGCAUCGCUGCACUGAGACGUGUCCUCACUGCGUACGCUCACCGCAACCCCAAGAUCGGAUACUGUCAGUCUAUGAACAUCUUGGCAUCGGUGCUGCUGCUCUAUGCUAAAGAAGAAGAAGCUUUCUGGCUGCUGGUGGCUGUGUGUGAGAGGAUGCUGCCUGACUACUUCAACCGCAGAGUCAUAGGAGCUCAGGUGGACCAGUCUGUGUUUGAGGAGCUGAUCAGGGAGCGUCUGCCUGAGCUGGCUGAACAUGUUCCAGACCUGUCCUCCCUGUCCUCCGUCUCCCUCUCUUGGUUCCUCACCCUCUUCCUCAGCGUGCUGCCCUUCCACAGCGCCGUCUGCGUGGUCGACUGUUUCUUCUUCCACGGCAUCAAAGCCAUCUUCCAGCUGGGUCUGGCUGCGCUGGAGGCCAACGCUGCACAGCUCUCUGCCAGCACUGAUGACGGACAGGCCCUGAUGAUUCUCACAAGUUUUCUGGACCAGGUUGGAAGUGAAGAGUCGUCUUGUGUUCCAUCCUCGCCGCCCGCUGCACCGGAGACGAGCAGCAGCGACGCUGAUGUUCCCGCUGUGGGCCACACAAACAUCACCGACCUCAUCAACCAGUCCUACGAGAAAUUCGGAGACCUGAGUGUGAGGCAUAUUGAGAGGCUUCGCUGUCGACACAGAAUCCAAGUGCUGCAGGCUCAUGAAGACACCGCCAAAGAAAACGCUCUGAGAGUGGUGACUCCGGAUGUUUCCAUGUCUCCAGAGAACUUGGCUGACGUCUACGACCUCUUCAAGACGGAGCACUUCAUCAGUCUGUACUGGGGUGACAGCAGCUCUGUGGCAGCGGCGGAGGCGGCGGCGUGGCAUCACGGCGACUCUGGUUGCUCCUACAUUGAGAGGCAGUACCGACUGGACCGGCCCCAGUUCAAGAGCCUGUACGGGCUGCUGGUUCCGUGGCCCGGGGGCUCAAACCAGCACGCUGACACACUGGCAAACCGCACCUUCGCGCUUUUAGACCAGGACCGCAAGAACCUGGUCACCUUCAGAGAGUUUGCUGGUUGGCUGGACACUUUGUACUGUGAAGAGCUGAAUGAGAAGAUCAGGUUGCUGUACCGUCUGCACAUCCCACCAGCUCUGACAGAAAGUGAAGACGACCCCUCUCUGAUGAAAAGCCCCCUGAUGUCCACAAACAGACCCCUCUACGUCAAUCUGCCCUCUGAUGUUGAAGGCGAGGUGAAAGACUACCAGGAGCAGCUGAAGCAGAUGCUGCAGGAUCUGGCCAAAGAGAAGGAGAAAGAUGUGGAGAAGCCUCUGCCGCUCAUGAACCAGCGGGAGUUCAUCCAGUUCUGUAAAACACUCUAUGGCAUGUUUCACGGCGACCCAGAGGAGAACGAGCUCUUCCAGGCCAUCGCUACGGUAACCAGUCUUGUGCUGCAGAUCGGCGAGGUCGGUCAUCGUGGACACAGCUCGGGGUCAGAGGUCACCAGCCAAGAGGAGGAGGCGAGAGAAGCCGACCUCGUGCAGGUGGCCGCUGACGACGGCAGCGGAGGCGGCGCGAGUUCGGCGGCAGAGAGCGAGUGGACGGUCAGCUACGCUCAGAUCCUGGCGUCCCUGCUCACUGAACAGGCGCUGGUGCAGUUCUUUGAGAAGCCGCUGGAUCUGUCCGCAAAGAUCGCAGAGGCCAAAGAGAAGCAGUAUCACCAGCGGGCGGGUUUGCUCACACUGCAGCAAAGGACCAGCUGACUCCAAUGUGAACAGAGCACUGUGGGCCAUGACACAAGACAAGCAUCUUUAUGAAGAAAACCACAGUAUCAGUAUCAUGCAACACAAUGUGACAGAAUGCAGCGGCUUCAAAUCCAGAAGCUAGCCAGGAAACUAAAGAGCCUUAAAGUAGUCUGUGACAUUUAUACUUCAGUAGUACGACUGUAGGAACUGCAACCACACUGACACCACUCCCUGACCUGCUGUGUCCUGUAGCUGGAGGGAGGUUUUUGUUUUGAGCCAAAAAGACAGUUUACAAGCUCCAGAUCACAGCAGCAGGCCUUGUGAUGGUGAUGGUGGACUCACCGGUAUCAGCCACUAACAUCAGUAAUGACAUGGUCGUUUUGUGCUACAGGCCUGCACCAAUUCUAACUCUUGCCUUCUUCUGUCACCAUUAAGAUGCCUACAGUUCAACUGUUUAGUGGACAUAUAAUCUAAUAAGGCACCCUCUAUAGAAUAUUUGUAAGUUGUGACUGAUUAUUUUACUCAUGGUUAAAGGUGCAAUAUGUAAGAACGUUUCCGUGUCAGUGCUGCUCUCCACAUGCAUUCCCCACCUGCCCCCCCCGUCCAUCCUCCUUCUGGGGGUCCGGACCACUAGCUGCACGGCUAACUGAGGCUUAGCCAAUGGGCCACAGUCAGCAGAAGUUAGUGGUUUCUCUGAUGAUAUGCUGCCUCCUCUUUGUUUGGUGGAUGAGUUUACAAAAGACAGUUGUUACAUAUUGCACCUUUUUAAUUAAUUAUUCAUUUACUAUUUUUUGCAGAUCAGUUCUAAGCAGUUGAUUACAUUAACUUCUGGCUUGUCAAGUAAUGAAACAUCAUUUAUAGCCAAGUCAUUGAACAAUGGAAUUAAUAGUGUCUCUCUUUCUAAUAAGCCAUUACUGGAUGUCAGUAAAGCAUUAAUAAUGUUGCACACAUUUUUACUUUACACUUAGCCAACAAGCCAAAGUUAGCAGUUAGUAUGUUAGCUUUAUUCUCCUGAAGUGUAAAAGUUGCUAUAAAUGAAUUAUGAUCCAGACUCUCACAUUUCCAGGAUGUCAGAGGUCAAACAGUCCAUCUAAGUGAGUGUGAUGACGGUAACAAGUGUCCUGCUGGAGGAGGAUGAAUUAUCAGAGAUGUGUUUAAAACCCGGCAUCCCAAAACCUGUCCCUAUUAAUACUUAUGACUGAUCUGUAAAGCACUUGUAAAUGAUGAAGCACUAAUAAGCCAUUCAGUUGUUGUAUGAAACCCUUUCUAAAGACUGCUCGAUUAGAAAGGUGUACCGAUGAUCUUUAAUAAUGCAGCACUAAGGACAAAUCUAGCAUUCAGUGUUCUUUUUAUUGAUUUUAUAACUUCUGUUUCUUCAAUAUGAAGUGUUUUCACCUGCACGCACCUGGAAAUAAAUAUAUUUUUUAAACUUUUCCAAAUUGCUGGAAAAUAAUCUACCGUGAUCUGAAACAGUUGCAGAAAGCAGAAAAAAAACACACUGUUGGUCUCGUCCUUUGAAUAAAAGACACUGUAUAAAGA